ACGAGAGAGAGAAUUGGAAUCUUGCACGAGUGUAAUUUCGUGAGUGAAUUCUCGUCUGAUAAUCACACCAAAAUGCGUGAGAAGAAGCUGUGUGACUCAUCUACAUGGUCCGGUCGCCGUCAGCUGUAAUCAGCUAUAGACGGGAGAGAGAAUCGUCGGAGAGCAGCAGCACAUGAAUUUGUUAUCAACUGGAGCGUGUAGUCGAGAGAUGCAUGGUGUACAUACGGCGUUCCCGGGGGUCAUCGGGGACACCAGCGAUGAUGAUUUAGUGUGAGCAGUUGUGGCAGUUUGCGUGGGAGUAUUGCCCUGGUCUGGUCUGGUCUGGUCUGCUGAACCUGUCCCGGCGAGCAGGUCAUUUGCAUACCAAAACAGGACUCCACGACGAACAACGUGAAUAACGUGGUGAAAAUCCCGUAGACUAGACUGGUGUACGACACUCCUCAUCAAGCGGGAUUAUUGUGAAACGGGGUGGAAAUUGUGGAAAACUAACUAACCCACUGUGCUAUGUUAGUAGAGCUAUAUAGUGGAUAGCUUGGAAAAGAUGAGUCACAUCGACACGAUGACGAUGGGGUUGGGAAAAGUGGAAGCAGUAGCAGAGUUUGCCGACCUGCUGCCCGUUGACCGUGAAUAAUUUGUCGAGGGAGUUGUGAAUGUGAUUCAAUUAACACCCCUCCCCCUACGGCACCUUUCUCUGGUCACGUUCAUCAAGGUGUACCCAAAAGUACAUAUAGAAUCACAGGAAUCCGUCCACCAAAAUAGAAAGGGGCGGGGGAGACUAGGAAGUGUGUCGUGCCCCGGAAACUGAACUCAUCUAUCUCGCGUGGUAAACGGCUAUACAGACAAGUAGCAUAAUGCCACAGAGUGACUACGUGAUUAUUAAGACAAAGUCCUACAUCAUCAGAAUGAACCGAGAGGAGAACCUGUGCUGGUUCCACGGGAAGAUCUCGCGCGAACGGGCCGAGGAAAUCCUCCGUCAAGAGGGCGGCGAUGGCGUGUUCAUGGUGCGCGAGAGUGCCUCCUCGGAGGGGGACUUUGUGCUGUCGGUGCUGUUCCAGGACGAGAUGGUCCACUACCAGAUCCGGCGGCACGGCGACGAUGCGUUCUUCUCCAUUGACGAUCAUACGCCGAUCCACGGGCUGGAGUCGUUGAUCGAGCACUACAGGGAAUCUCCGAACGGGUUGGUGACGAAGCUGCAGGCGAUCUGCCGGGGUAAACCGCCACCGCAUGACGUGCGGAGUCACGGCACGGAGAAUCUGCUGCACAGGGCGACGCAGGCGAACAACUUCCCGAUCGUGUCGGAGCUGCUCAAGUGUGGGUACAGGAACAUUGACUCGAAGAACGGGGAUGGCAAGACGGCGGUGCAUUUGGCGUGUCUUCACGCGGAGGCCAAGAUUCUGGACGCGUUGAUCGAGCGAGGUUGCAGCAUUAAUAACCGGGACGCGCAGGGCAAUACGGCGUUGCAUUACGCCUGCCGGAACAAGGAUGGGCUGGAGAUGGUCCGAUCGCUGAUAGCUGCGGGUGCCAAUGUGCAGGCUCGCAACAAGGACUCGGGUUGGGUGCCGAUGCACGAAGCGGCUUCGAACGGGAAUCUUGAGGCCGUCAAGGAGCUGUUGGCACAUCGAGUUCCGCACAUGCCACGUUCCGGAUAUGGAGAGCUUCCGACUGACUUGGCGAAGGACAACGGUCACACUGCGGUGGUCGAUUUUCUGAACAGCUACGAGCCUGCUCAACCGUUGACUAACAAGAGUCAGUGGUACCACGGAACGUUGGACAGACAGAUCGCGGUUGAUAUCCUGAAGGAGCAUGCGGUGAAACUGAUGCCAGGAGCUUGCAGUCCCAGCAAGGAGGACAAGGAAAACGACUCGACUCGGUCAAACGACAAUGAAUCGCUGGACACCUCCGGUGUUUAUCUGGUCCGAUACAGUCCGAAGCAGGGCGUAGACGUGCUGACUCUGCUGUUCGACAACGAGGCAAGGCAUUUCAUCAUCCAGCGCAAGCAAAACUACCUCUACAUUGACGAUGGACCGUACAUGGUUUCGCUGGAACAUCUGAUCGAGCACUACAGCCGUUUCUCGGACGGCUUGCAGAUCAACCUCAAGUAUCCGGUGCCGCCAAAGCCGAAGCCUCCGAUUCCGCUCUUCUCGACAAUCCCCAAGACCAAGCACAAAAAGCCGAUGACACCAGAAGACUCGCCAACACAGUCAACUCGAUCAAGCAACGGGACCACCUCCUUCUUCCGUAAAUCCAGCGACAAUACAAUGCAACCGAAGCCGCACCACCCGGCUCCAGUCCGUAACCUGUCCGUACCGAACGACGCCAUGCUCCAGCAGAUGAACAAGGUCGGACUGUUUGACCGAAGUCCGGAACGCAGCACGAUUACGCCCAAAUCUUCACCCAACAUCGACGAAAGCAAGUCCAAAUCAACCAACUCAACGCUGAAGAAAAAGAAGAACAUCAUCAUCGACGGCGUCAAGAGUCUGCGCAAGAGCAAGAUCAAACCGAAACCUCCCGCCGAGGACAGCCAGCUCAACCGCGACAGCCUGAUCGCCCAAGUCACGUCAUCCGCGCUGCUCCAGCAGCUCUCCUUCUCGUCCGACUUUUCCCUAUCCCCAACCUCGGACGAGCUGUACAACACCCCGACCAACAACUGUGCCAUCGUAGACAUCGACAUCGGCGAGCCACCCGUUCCGUCCAAACGCUCCACCGACACGAUCAACAACAACGGAAGUCCUGCGCACGGAUCGCAAAGCGAAGCCAACGAAGAACCUCCCCACGAUUACUUCACCGAAAGCGACAAAACCAUCUACGGCGAGACCCAGCUAGGCGACAACAGCAACGAAGAGAUCUACUUUAUCGACGCGCCACCAACGGUGCAGGCCCCAAGUCCACCAACGACAGUCAACAACAAUCCCCCUCCCCCAGUCCCAACAACCACCGCCACAACAGGAAAUUACAUCGCCACCCGGAACGUCCCGAUCAUCAGCAGCAUUUCCGUUGAAGAGUGCAGCUCCCCGCUAAGCCCACUAACUCACGCCUUCCGCCCAGGUGGACCCUUCGAGCGGCUAGACUCAACGCUCUCCACCUUCAGCCGCGACAGCAUCCAAAGCGGAGACUCCGAGUUCCUGUCCAUCAUCCAGCAGCAGCAGGACGAGGACACCCGCACCCAGCUGAACCGAAGCAUAUCCGCCCAACCCAACUACUUCAUCCCGAAGGAGUGCAUCGUGCUGAAGGAAGUGCUCGGCCGCGGAGAGUUCGGCUUUGUCUACCAAGGUCUUCUGGAACCAGCGCAAUUCCUUCCCCUGGCAGCAAACUCCCCCAACGAAAAGGUCCCCAUCGCGAUCAAGCAGCUCGUCGAGAGUCACGGCAAGCGCAACCGGGCGGACUUCCUGCGCGAAGCGAGCGUCAUGAUCCGGUUGCGGCACCACUGUAUUGUGCGGCUCAUCGGCAUUUGCAAGGGACCGCCGCUGAUGAUGAUCGAGGAGCUGGUGCCGCUGGGCUCGAUGCUGGAUUACAUAAUUACACAAAAGGCCAAGAUCAACCCGAAGCACGAGCUGAUCAUCUGGGCGGCGCAGAUUGCGUGUGGAAUGCAAUACCUGGAGCAGCACCACUUCGUGCACCGGGACCUCGCCGCCCGCAACAUCCUGCUGGCAUCGCGCUUCCAAGCUAAAAUAUCCGACUUUGGGCUGUCCCGUGCGAUCGGCGCCGGCGACGACUACUACCGGGCCAGCCAGGGUGGAAAGUGGCCUAUCAAAUGGUACGCCCCGGAAAGCUUCAACUACGGCACCUUCUCGCACGCCAGCGACGUGUGGUCCUUCGGCGUGACGAUGUGGGAGAUGUUUUCGCUCGGGGCGCCCCCGUACCACGACAUGAAGGGCGUCGACGUGAUCAAGCUGAUCGAGGACAGCCAGCGGCUGGCGCAGCCCGAGCUCUGCCCGGACAAGGUGUUUGAGGUGAUGAAGAGCUGCUGGAACUACAACCCGAAGGCCAGGCCGACGUUCAAGUUUCUGACGCGCUUCUUCAGCGACGACAUCGAGUACACGAACCUGCAGGACAUGGUCCAGAGCGGCAAGGAGAUCAACGCGAAUCAGUAGGGAGUUGUGGGGUUCAGUUAGUCAGCCUAUAUUUAUUUGCCAUUAAUGACAAAAGCGAAAAAACAAUACCUGUUUCAUACUAACACCAUUCCUGUGCUCUUUUGAAAAGAGAAAGAUAAAGAGUAACUUGCAAUUUUGUAACCAGUCGUGUCAUACCGUAUGAUCAAAUCAACCAACAUGUGAAGGAAAGCAACAACAAAAAAAACCCUUUUUAACUCUAGACUAACUUAUUUCGAAAAAGUAUCUGUGUGUAUUUUUUAUGCGUUUAUGUGCCUUCCCGAUGAGAUGAGAAAGUGUGAGUAUUGUUUUGUGUUUGUAUCUUGUCUCUAUUGUAUUGUUCGGAACAGAUUUCCUAAGAAAAACCACGUGCUAUAAUAGGUAGGGCAAUUGAUGGGAUGAUGAUUUUAGUAAGAGAGAAAGAAUGAGAUUUCAAGGGUCACGCGAUGUGUUGAAAAGGGCAUCCAGCAACGUAUUGAUGAGUAUAUUCUUAUAGACAUACCAAUAAAUGGAUAUAGUUGAAACUAACCUUA
Messenger RNA from Culex pipiens pallens (northern house mosquito), 4621 nucleotides. It is a transcript of the gene Shark, whose product is annotated as tyrosine-protein kinase Shark. Gene Ontology annotation, cellular component: extrinsic component of cytoplasmic side of plasma membrane. Gene Ontology annotation, biological process: innate immune response; cell surface receptor protein tyrosine kinase signaling pathway; cell differentiation. Gene Ontology annotation, molecular function: ATP binding; non-membrane spanning protein tyrosine kinase activity; signaling receptor binding. The transcript is spliced from 6 exons. Lineage: Eukaryota; Metazoa; Arthropoda; Insecta; Diptera; Culicidae. The record is from RefSeq and is a predicted model, not a curated record. Bases 852 to 4091 code for a protein of 1079 amino acids.